Molecule: messenger RNA, 3157 nt
Organism: Salvia splendens (bonfire salvia)
Lineage: Eukaryota; Viridiplantae; Streptophyta; Magnoliopsida; Lamiales; Lamiaceae
Product: protein PSK SIMULATOR 1
Exons: 12
Coding region: 706-2625 (639 amino acids)
Biological process (GO): positive regulation of growth
Source: RefSeq, a predicted model, not a curated record
AGUGGAGAGUAUUUGUUGAUUUCUUUGAUUCUUUCUUUACACAGGGUUUCUGGAGUUUUAUUUGAUUAAGUAAUGUAUUUUUAGGCUUUAUUUCAAUCAAUUGCAGUUUAAUUAUUCACUUGUUUUGCCAUUUGAAGCUGUAGUUUAUGAGCAAUUCUUCAUUUGUAUUGUCAUUAGACUAAAUUUGGGUUUAGCUUUUCUGAGCUGCGAAUAUGCUAAUGAUAGGCUUCAUUUGUUGACAUUCUCAUCUAGUGCUUUUUUCUUAUGCGGGACAAUAUUUUCUUGUUCCGAGAUUAUAUAGCUUUAGUUUCCAGCUCAUGCAUUGGCCAGACAAUUUAGCUUUACCUCCUUAGCUGAGCGUUAUUGAAUUUGUGAUAUUUUGCUUUGUACCCCAUUUCUUGAUUUGCAGUUUGAACUUGCUGCACCCGAUAAGUUGCAGUCGAGAGAGCUUUUGGUCCGGCUAUAUAGUUGGGAGUCAGUGUACUUCGGGCCUGAACUUUCACUGUCAGAUUGGUAGUAUGUGGUGUAUCUUUGUGCCGUUUGCUAAUGGGAUAUGGAAGAAGUUUUGCCUUGAUUUGUGUAUGAAGAUUGCUUAGAUGAUGAGUACUGUUUGCUAGUGGGAGAUGGAAGAAGUUUGCCUGGAUUUAUGUUUGAAGAUUGCUUAGAUGAUUAGUGUUGAAUAAGGUUAUUAUUAUUACGGCCUCAAUGGGCGGUCUCUGUUCGAGAAGAGCCACUGAUGAGACUACGUUGGGUGGUGCACUUCCUCAUGUUAAUGGACGCUUCACUGGAAUAGUUUAUCAAUCCCGUGGACUGGAUAUCCGAGAAGAGAACAUUCUGAGGGAUGUGGAAGUUACAGAUAACCAACUGAGGGAACCAUUCUCCUUUCCAGAGUUGAGUUCUGUUCCUCAUGGGACAAAUAUGGAUGAUAUCAAUGAUGGAAUACCUCGGUUGUCUAGGGCUUUAUCUGAUAAAUCGAGAUCAACAAGAACAAAACAGGUUGCAUUGACAAAGGUCUCAGAAAUGAGUUCACGUCUUGGCAGAGCAGGCCAUGCCGGCCUCGAGAAAGCAGUUGAUGUGUUGGAUACUCUUGGCAGUAGCAUGACUAAUUUGAAUCUUAGCAGUGGUUUUGCAUCGGGGUUGGCUACAAAAGGAAUCAAAAUAUCAAUAUUGGCUUUUGAAGUGGCGAAUACCAUUGUUAAAGGUGCCAAUCUGAUGAAUUCACUUUCGGAAGAGAAUAUUAGGCAUUUGAAGGAGGUGGUACUCCCUUCUGAGGGUGUACAGCGUCUAACAUCGAGGGAUAUGGGUGAACUCCUAAGAGUCGCUGCAGCUGACAAGAGAGAUGAAUUGAAAGUCUUCUCUGGUGAGGUCAUUCGCUUUGGGAAUCGGUGCAAGGAUCCUCAGUGGCACAACUUGGACCGUUACUUUGAGAAGUUGGAGUUAGAACUCACACCUCACAAAAAAUUGAAAGAUGAAGCAGAAUGUGUGAUUCAACAUUUGAUGGUGUUAGUUCAGAACACUGCUGAACUAUACCAUGAAAUGCAUGCAUUAGACAGAUUUGAACAAGACUGCCGGCGCAAAGCUCAAGAAGAGGAUAACUCAAAUGCUGCACACAGAGGAGACAGCCUUGCAGUUCUGUGUGCAGAGCUGAAGAGUCAAAAGAAGCAUGUAAAGAAUUUGAAAAAGAAGUCUCUAUGGUCCAAGAUAUUGGAGACGGUGAUGGAGAAGCUUGUGGAUAUCGUCCAUUAUCUACAUUUGGAGAUCCAUUCUGCAUUUGGUUCCAGUGAUGGAAACAAGCCAACGAAAGACCACCACCAAAAGCUGGGAUCUGCUGGACUUGCACUCCACUAUGCAAAUAUCAUAACCCAGAUUGAUACACUUGUCACUAGAUCGGGAUCAGUGCCGCCAAGUACAAGAGACGCUUUAUACCAGGGACUGCCACCAACUGUGAAAUGUGCUUUGCGUUCUAGACUGCAAUCUUUUCAACUAAAGGAAGAGUUUACUGUCCCAAAAAUCAAAGAAGAAAUGGAGAAAACUCUUCAAUGGCUGGUGCCUCUGGCCACUAAUACAACAAAGGCUCACCACGGCUUUGGUUGGGUAGGUGAAUGGGCAAAUACAGGAUCCGAGAUGAACCACAAACUUGCUGGCCAGAUGGAUUUGCUCCGCAUCGAAACUCUUUAUCACGCGGACAAGGAGAAAACGGAAGCUUACAUUCUUGAUAUGAUAUUAUGGCUGCACCACCUUAUCUGCCAAUCAAGGGCUGCAAAUGGUGGGCUAAGAUCGCCCGGCAAGUCCCCAAUCAGGUCCCCUAACCAGAGAAUGCUCCAGCUUUCGAGCCAGAAACCGAGCUCACCGUCCUCAGCGCUGUCAGUUGAGGACCAGGAGAUGCUCCGGGACGUUAGCAAACGGAAGCUGACUCCCGGAAUAAGCAAGAGCCAAGAAUUUAACACAUCAAGAGCCAGUCUUUCCAAGCACCACAGGCUAACCAAGAGCAACAGCCAUUCUCCAACACAUGAAACCAAGAGGGAUCCUUUCCCGAUCCGAAGGCCGUCUUCUGUCCCGAUAAUCAACUUCGACAUCGACCGGAUCAAGGUGUUGGACAUGAUUGAUAGAGUCGAUACAAUUUGAAGCCUCAACGCUGUUAUGUAAUAGGCAAGUUUUCAUGAUGCAUAUCCCCGGCCCCAGCUCAUCCACGAGCUCAUCUCUUUAGAAAGCCGAGCAUGGUGGGUGGGAGGAGGAGACGUUGCAGCACGUGUUGUACAUGGAGAGUUAUAUCUUAGGAAUAUACUGGUUUUCCCCGUGAGAUCGAGAAGAUGGGCAAGCUCGGACGAUGUUUGACCGGCGUUCGGUCGGUUCAGGUAGGAGUGAGUCCUCAUGGCAUGGGGGUGUAGUUUUCAUCAGUAUGUGUACAGAAUGAGGUAUACUUGGUUAUGUCUAUUGUUGAUGAGUUCCAUUGAUGCCCUUCUAAAUGCAUCUUGUGUUGUGAUAAAUGGAUCGAGUUAAUCUGUGUUGUGUAGGGGUGGAACCGUAAUUUUAGCACUGAUCGAGUAUUGAACGGAAAUUCUCGAUUGAUUUUUUUCUCCUGUAAAAGAAUUUGGUUUUCCGUUCAGUAUGCUGUCAUCUCAAAGAAGAAAAAUAUAGUCAUUAAAGUUGAUCGUUA